AUCAGGGGCGGACUGACCAUUUGGAAACUCGGGCACUGCCCGAGGGCCCGGGGUCAGAAGGAGGCCCCAUGAGAUGCCCCUGGUACCUUUUUCAUAGGCUUUUUUGAGUUUGGGCAAGGACACAGGGGCCCCAUGAUCCCCUAUUGCCCGGGGGCCCCAUGAGUUGUCAGACCGCCCCUGGUCACUAUGUUUUAUUGGAAUUUGGUAUUCCAUUUGGUUAUAAGAUUGGGUCAGCUAACGAUAAACUGGGAGCGUGCGCACCACUAAUGGUG
Staurois parvus is the source of this 272-nucleotide messenger RNA. The record is from the annotation of a GenBank genome assembly. Lineage: Eukaryota; Metazoa; Chordata; Amphibia; Anura; Ranidae.